Molecule: messenger RNA, 579 nt
Organism: Nematostella vectensis (starlet sea anemone)
Lineage: Eukaryota; Metazoa; Cnidaria; Anthozoa; Actiniaria; Edwardsiidae
Exons: 2
Coding region: 30-410 (126 amino acids)
Source: RefSeq, a predicted model, not a curated record
UGUUCCUUUGAUGACGUUAUAAAAUAAGCAUGCGCGCGCACACAAAAUUCCAAGAAACAGAAACAAACAGUGCGACACAAUCAACUUUCAUCUCGGGAGUUUACAGCUCGCUUUCUGGAGUUCGCUUGCUUCGUUACCUUGAAAAGCUUGUCAAGAUGGCUACACGUAAGAUGUUGAUGCUUUUGGCCCUCACCAUGCUCAUCGCUUCAUCGAGUGCUGGACCCCUGGCUUAUGGUAUCUGUCAGACAGGCUGCAAUGCAGUGUGGGUUACCUGUGUUGCGGCAGCCGGAGGCGUGGCAGGCGUCAGUACGGGAGGGGCUGGAGUACCCGCCGCCAUCGCAGCAUGCAGUGCGGCCCAAGGAGUGUGUAUGGCUGCCUGUGUUGCCGCUGGUUUGUCGCCAACUGUGUAGAUGAGCACCACUAAAACAGAUUUCAACAAAUCUAGACUAGACAGACGCUCAAAGCAUUUGUAAAUGUGUUAGUGAAAUGAUUGUAAGUAGAACUUAAUGCUGGUGAUCGCUUUGUAAAAGUAUGAUUGCAAAUGGAAGUACAAACAGUAAACGUUUAAGUGGAAUCACA